Messenger RNA from Coregonus clupeaformis (lake whitefish), 2323 nucleotides. RefSeq names its product origin recognition complex, subunit 2 (gene orc2). Gene Ontology annotation, cellular component: nucleus; nuclear origin of replication recognition complex. Gene Ontology annotation, biological process: DNA replication. The transcript is spliced from 17 exons. Gene Ontology annotation, molecular function: DNA replication origin binding. Lineage: Eukaryota; Metazoa; Chordata; Actinopteri; Salmoniformes; Salmonidae. Bases 179 to 1864 code for a protein of 561 amino acids. The record is from RefSeq and is a predicted model, not a curated record.
UUUGACUCAACACGUGGUUUAAAAACUUGCGGGCGGAAAUUUGUCAAAGAUCUUUCAGGCUGCACGCACUUUGUAGAAGUUUCUAACUUUACUUAGUGUUGUAGCUAAUAUUGGUCCUUUUUGAUAGUUGUGUCUUCUACAAACGUGCGCUUGACGGGUAGAUAAAACAGCAGCCAGAAUGAGUGUAUUGGAGGUGAGGUUUGUGGGAGAUGGAGACGCACUGGAACACAUAGUGGACAAACAAGAAGGCGUGCGGGGCAGCCACAGCAGUGUGCAGAGUUUGGUGACUCUGAGGAGUGAAGCGGUGGGGAGCGGUAGAGAGGAGGAAGCAGACCUUAGUGAACUGCACUAUGUCCAGGCCCUCGGAACUGACGAAGAGGGGGAGGAGUCUGUAGCAGCAGUAGGAGGAGCAUCAGUGUUCACCUUUCAGACGGUUAAACGCUCCAAUAGGAUGUCCCAGAAGGCGACUGAGCUGGCUCGUACCCCAACGAGGAGUGUGACCUUCAGAACGACCCCUGACCCUUCUGGCCCCGCCCACAAUGGCUGCAAGCAUUCGAGUGAGACUCCUCAGAAGGGCAGGAAGGGGCAGUUUGUUUCCACAACGCCCCACAGACUCAGAAAGAGACUCUCAGCUCCCAGCCUGAGGUCUGACAGCGACAGCGAGCUCUCUCCCUCUGACUCUGGAGAGGAUGAUGAUGAUGAAGAUGGGAAGGGAGAGGAGGAGCAUGUGAAGGGAGAGGAGGAGGAGUCAGAGUCCAGCACACUCAGUAAGCUUCCAGCCACAGCUCUCUAUAAGACGCCUGCCAAGAAGAGCAAGACCGCCCCAGAACCACCCAGCCAGCCCAGUCUGGUAGAGGAAUACUUUGAGGCUCACGGCAGUUCUAAAGUCCUGACAUCAGACCGAACCCUGCAGCGCCUACACACACCGAAACUUGACCGGGAGACAUUGUUCCGUCUGUUAGAAGGGAAACAGUCAUGUUAUUCUUCGGAGAUUGAGAAGCUCCACUCCAGUCACCAUAAACACUUUAACAAGUGGAUGCUGCAGCUACAGCUGGGCUACAGUGUGUUGCUGUACGGGCUGGGCAGUAAGAAGGCUUUACUAGAGGAGUUCAGAGUGGCCCUGCUCUGUCAGGAGAUGCACCUGGUUAUCAACGGAUUCUUCCCUUCCAUCACUCUCAAAUCAAUCCUGACUGCUCUGUCUGCAGAGCUUCUAGAACACCAAGGAACGUUCCGGAACCCUGCUGACCAACUACAGUACAUCACCACCACCCUCAGAGAACAGCCGGACCUCCAUGUGUACCUGUUGAUCCACAACAUUGACGGUCCCAUGCUCCGCGGAGAGAGGACCCAGAAUGCACUGGGCCAACUGGCCUCACUACCCAACCUGCACCUUGUCGCCUCCAUCGACCACAUCAACGCACCGCUCGUGUGGGACCAGUGUAAGCUGAGUCAGUUUAACUGGUUGUGGUGGGAGUGUGUGUGUUUCCAGCACUAUGUGGAGGAGACGUCCUAUGAGAACUCUCUCCUGGUUCAACAGACUGGAGCCCUCGCCCUCUCCUCCCUCACACACGUCCUACGCAGCCUUACGGCUAACGCCAGGGGCAUCUUUAAACUGCUGGUGGAGUUCCAACUGGAGAACAAAGACAACUCUUCAUACACAGGCUUGUCGUUCCAGGACUUCUACCAGCGUUGUCGGGAAGCCUUCCUGGUGAACUCUGACCUCACCCUGCGGACCCAGCUCACAGAGUUCAGAGACCACAAACUCAUCCGCACACGGAAGGGUGCUGAUGGGGUUGAGUACCUGUUGGUUGCUGUGGAGACCAGCACGCUGACUGACUUCCUGGAGAAAGAGGAAGUAGAGUGAGGAGAGGGGAGGAGCAGCCAGCAUGUUCCAUCUUUGUCACUUCCAUUGAAACGAAGAGUACUGGGCCUCCGAGGGUUAGAGAACUGGGAGUCGUAUUUUCUUUUAGAUCAUAAUGAUUAAGAUUACAGGGACGACCUGAUCCUAGCUCAGCACAUGGCCCUGAUCACAUUGGUGUUAGCUAAUUACCCGAGGGACAACACUGCCUGUAGCUAGCUUCAUCUGCUCUCUUUAGGCCAAAGUAAAUUCCCACAAUGUUGCUUUGACCUGGCCUUUUCAGUGCGGCGGAUGGACACGUUCCCUGUGUGUGUUUGUGAUGACUGUUGCUUAGUCUUGUCAUUGACCACCUCUUUGAAAAGCUGUAGCUCUGUUGUUUACUGAACCUACAAACACACUGUUGUCCAUGUCUAAACUGUUGUAUGAAUUGUCAACUCUUCACAUUCAGUAAAAAAUAUUUGUGCA